CCAGAUUUACAUCCAAAAUACCUUAUUCUCAUUUGAUAAUUUUCCCUGAUUAUAAUAUCAAUAUCAAGUGUGAAACAAAACAAAACAAAACAAAAAAAAAUGACAAUGAAUUUUUCCAAACAAAUUAUCGUUUGUGUAAUAUUUGUAUUCAUUCAAACUAUCGCUGCCCGUGAUAAUGAAUGGACUUGUCGUAAUAGAAAAUGUUAUACAUUAGUACGUAAUCAUCAAGGUGCAUAUUCGGAUAGUGAUCGAUAUUGUGGUCAAUUACGUGGACGUGCAGUGACUAUCUAUUCACAGGAUGAACAAAAAUUUCUUGAAAACUAUCUUCGUAAUAUUCGUUAUGGAAAAAGUGUAUGGAUUGGUGGCAUUCGAGAAAAUACCAAAUUUGCCUGGCGUAAUGAUGAAGUUUUAAUUGAAGGUGAUACCUAUGCUAAUUGGGCUUCCGAACAUCCAACAAUGAAUUUUGCUAAAGCUUGUAUGCAAAUGAAUGGUAUGAAUCAAACCGAACCAGGAAAAUGGGUUGAAAAUUUUUGUUUCGCUUCGAAUGGUAUUCUUUGUGAACGAUUUGAAAAAGAUGAUAAUAACAAUGAUAAUGAUAAUGAUGAUGACGAUGACGACGAUGAUGAUGAUGAUGAUGAUCGUGAAAAUGAUCAUAACAAUAACAACAACAACAAUAAUAAUCAAUGCUGUAAACGACUUGAAAGUGAAAUGAAAAAAAUUCGUGAAAAUAUGGAAAAAAAAUUUAAAAAAAUGGACAAAAUGAACGAUCGUAUGGAUGAUAUGAAUGAUCAAAUGAAAAAAAUAAGUGAACAGAUGAAAGAAUUUUCGGAUAAAAUCAAACGAUUCGAACAUUCAAUGGAAUUAUUGAAUGUUAAAGAUAUUGAACGAAAUUUUACCGGUAUUGCAUCCGUAUUAGAAUAUUAUUCUGAACAAUUACAUACGAUUCGAAAUGAAUUAGAUAAUCGUCCAACAACCGAUGUUGAUUUGAAUAUUAUUAAACGUGAAAUUAUUGAUUAUUUUCAACAACAAUUAGAAGAAAAAAAUCUAAAUGAUAUUGUUAAUGAUAUUAAAUUAUCAUAUGUUAAUUUCCGUCGUGCAUUGAUGGUUAAAAAAGGUGGACGUUGGUCAACACUUGGCUAUGUUUGAAUGGAAUUAUA
Dermatophagoides pteronyssinus (European house dust mite) is the source of this 1157-nucleotide messenger RNA. RefSeq lists its product as uncharacterized. NCBI's taxonomy places the organism in Eukaryota, Metazoa, Arthropoda, Arachnida, Sarcoptiformes, Pyroglyphidae. The record is from RefSeq and is a predicted model, not a curated record.